AUGGUGGCGACGCCAGGUCGUCUGAUUGACUUUGUUGAGCAAAAAGAAGUUUGGCUCGACCAGAUUGAGUUUUUGGUGAUUGAUGAAGCCGAUCGCUUAUUGGAUAUGGGCUUUAUUCCUUCAGUCAAACGUAUUGUUCGUUUCUCACCGCGUAAGGAACAACGUCAGACUUUGAUGUUCUCUGCAACGUUUAGUUACGAUGUUUUAAACCUUGCACAGCAAUGGUUGUUUGAACCUGUAACUGUUGAAAUUGAGCCAGAAAAGAAAACCAAUGCCGAUGUUGAGCAACGUGUGUACAUGGUCGCAAAAUCUGAUAAAUAUAAAUUGCUACAAGACAUUCUACGCGAUGAGCCCAUUGAAAAAGUUAUGAUUUUCGCCAAUCGUCGUGAUCAAGUGCGUAAGCUGUAUGACAACUUAAAGCGUGAUGGCUAUAAAGUAGUGAUGUUGUCA
Molecule: messenger RNA, 450 nt
Organism: Notodromas monacha
Lineage: Eukaryota; Metazoa; Arthropoda; Ostracoda; Podocopida; Cyprididae
Source: the annotation of a GenBank genome assembly